Molecule: messenger RNA, 1567 nt
Organism: Jatropha curcas
Lineage: Eukaryota; Viridiplantae; Streptophyta; Magnoliopsida; Malpighiales; Euphorbiaceae
Product: AAA-type ATPase family protein
Molecular function (GO): ATP binding; ATP hydrolysis activity
Source: RefSeq, a predicted model, not a curated record
GAUUACAAACAGCUAACCCAAUUCACAAGCCAGCAGCGAAAUAAAGCGUGCCUUCCUUCGAUAAAGAAACAGGGAAAAUAUCUUAGUGCCAAGAGCCGAUUUCGAUUUUGAAGAAUGAGCACCGAAGGAGAGGAUGCAGCAAGACGUCGUAAUGCUGUUUCAGACUAUCGCAAGAAGUUACUCCAACACAAGGAGUUGGAAUCAAGAGUGAGAGCUGUUAGAGAGAAUUUAAGAUCUGCUAAGAAAGAGUUUAACAAAACAGAGGAUGAUUUGAAGUCUCUUCAAAGUGUUGGGCAGAUCAUUGGAGAAGUUCUUCGACCCCUUGACAAUGAACGGUUGAUUGUUAAAGCAAGCAGUGGCCCCAGGUAUGUGGUUGGUUGCCGCAGCAAGGUCGAUAAGGAAAAGCUGACUGCUGGAACUAGGGUGGUUCUUGAUAUGACAACACUCACAAUCAUGCGGUCUCUUCCACGUGAAGUAGAUCCAGUUGUUUAUAAUAUGCUGCAUGAAGAUCCCGGUAAUGUGAGCUACUCAGCUGUGGGUGGUUUAUCAGAUCAAAUCAGAGAAUUGAGGGAAUCUAUUGAACUACCUCUUAUGAACCCUGAGCUUUUCCUUAGAGUUGGGAUUAAACCUCCCAAGGGUGUCCUCCUUUAUGGACCUCCUGGUACUGGAAAGACAUUAUUGGCUAGGGCUAUUGCGAGUAACAUAGAUGCCAACUUUUUGAAGGUUGUUUCAAGUGCCAUUAUUGACAAAUACAUUGGGGAAAGUGCUAGGUUAAUACGAGAAAUGUUUGGAUAUGCUCGCGAUCACCAACCUUGUAUCAUUUUCAUGGAUGAGAUUGAUGCAAUUGGUGGACGCCGUUUUAGUGAAGGAACAAGUGCUGAUCGUGAAAUUCAAAGAACGCUGAUGGAAUUGCUUAAUCAGCUAGAUGGAUUUGAUCAGCUCGGGAAGGUUAAAAUGAUAAUGGCAACCAACAGGCCUGAUGUUCUUGAUCCUGCACUUCUUCGUCCGGGACGAUUAGACAGAAAGAUAGAGAUUCCAUUGCCAAAUGAACAAUCAAGAAUGGAAAUUCUUAAAAUUCAUGCUGCUGGCAUUGCCAAGCAUGGAGAGAUUGAUUAUGAGGCCGUUGUAAAACUUGCAGAGGGUUUUAAUGGAGCUGACCUUCGCAAUGUUUGCACGGAAGCUGGAAUGUCAGCAAUCCGUGCAGAACGUGAUUAUGUCAUACAUGAAGACUUCAUGAAGGCUGUAAGGAAGCUUAAUGAGGCAAAGAAACUAGAGUCGAGUGCACAUUACAAUGCUGAUUUUGGGAAGGACUAGAAAAGUACUUGCUUCUUCUUGCCAUGGAUUCUGGGGCAGUGCAUAUAUUUCAAUAUAUAUUGCCUUUAUCUUCACUUUAGCCAUGUAGUAACAUGUUAUUACGGUUUACAAACUUACAAAUUAUGCAUUUUACUCUUGAAGUUUUCAAUUAUUGCUCCUCAUGUCUCUUACCUCUUGGAAAAUGAAUUUCAUUUGUUUCUAAAUUGAAUAUCUGCUGUUCUUCAUAUAACUCUUCGUGGCUAGUUUCCAAUUA